This is a messenger RNA of Podospora pseudopauciseta, 2508 nucleotides long. It is a transcript of the gene SKS1, whose product is annotated as Serine/threonine protein kinase. Gene Ontology annotation, cellular component: cytoplasm. The transcript has 2 exons. Gene Ontology annotation, molecular function: ATP binding; protein serine/threonine kinase activity. NCBI's taxonomy places the organism in Eukaryota, Fungi, Ascomycota, Sordariomycetes, Sordariales, Podosporaceae. The coding region runs from base 1 to 1479 and encodes 492 amino acids. The record is from RefSeq and is a predicted model, not a curated record. Gene Ontology annotation, biological process: intracellular signal transduction; protein phosphorylation.
AUGCAGCAUGUUCCAAUGUUCGGAUAUCCCACUCCGCCAGCAUCACCAGCAUUCGGUCAGAGGUGUGCCAUUCCAAACCAGUAUCUUGCCGCCCACCACCAGCAACCGCGAUAUGUGCCCGUUGCCCCCGAGGAGAGGUUAGGAAAGUUCAUCACGCCCUCGCUCCAGCUGACGGGCAUCGCGGGGACCGGCGCGUAUGGCGUCGUCUACUCUGCUGUCGACAUCCACACCAAUGUUCGUUAUGCCGUCAAGUGCCUUAGCAAGUUCAAUGCCGACGGGACCCCGCUGGAUCGUCGUCAAGUCGCCUUUCAGACCAGGGAGAUCAAGCUUCACUACACCGCCUCAGCCCAUCCCAACGUAGUGUCCAUGCUCAAGAUCAUCGACUUUCCUGACUGCACCUACGUUAUCCUCGAGUACUGCCCCGAAGGUGACCUGUUUUACAACAUCACCGAGUGCGGCCGCUAUGUUGGUAAGGAUGAACUGGCCAAGAGGGUUUUCCUCCAGAUCCUGGACGCCGUGGAGCACUGCCACAACCUGGGGAUUUAUCACCGGGACCUGAAGCCGGAAAACAUUCUGGUAUCUGACCAAGGAGAGACUGUCAAGCUGGCAGAUUUUGGCCUGGCCAUUGCCUCGGAGCGGUCCGAUGAUUACGGCUGCGGCUCAACCUUUUACAUGUCGCCAGAAUGCCUGGACCACUCGUCAAGGAGACCUUUUUAUUAUUGUGCCCCCAAUGACGUCUGGAGCCUUGGCGUCGUCCUGGUGAACCUCACCUGCGGGCGCAACCCGUGGAAGCAGGCAUCCUAUGAAGACUCUACUUACCGUGCCUACGCGAGAAGCCAGGAUUUUCUCAAGACUAUCCUUCCCGUAUCGGACGAGUUGAACGACAUCCUUGGAAGGAUUUUUACCCGGAACCCGGAUCAGAGAAUUACCCUCUCCGAACUGCGGGCGAGGAUACUCGCCUGCUCCCGGUUCACCGAACAACCGACAGCACAGGUUCUGUCGACGCCGCCGGCCUCGCCGGGGCACACCACCGUUUACGUUGCCGAUGGAUCGGCUAUUGAAGACGACGACGACGAAUUCGACUACGAUGAGCCGCUCUCCCCUGCUUCGUCAGACGGAGAGUCGACAUGCUCGUCCGACGAAGGAUCACUCACCUCGUCAUGCUCAAGCAUCGGAGACCUCGAGGAGGACGAAGACGACUUGUUCGAGGACAUCCCAGAGGCCAAGACCCCGCCCAUCUACGAGGCACCAGAGGAACUCAGAGUUGUGGCCUACCACCCCCAACAGGAGUAUAUGCAUCCAGUGCAUCCAGUGCAGCCCUUGCAUGCCCCUGUCCAGCCGGUAUGCGCGCCACCAAAGUUCCAACAGUUGCACCAGUAUGUCUGGGACAUGUUGAAGUUUGCUCAACCACCGCAGCUCCACCACCCGGUUCCAUUCCAUCAUCAGGUUCCCUUGUUUGCCAUGCAAGGUUGCUACUAAGCCGGACUCUUUGGACUUCCCCCCCCUGCCCGGAUUGGACUUUCUUGCCUCGGAUCCUCUGUUUAUUCGCUUUCGUCUUUUGACCCUCGCGGCUCGAUACGUCGAGCGAAGAUCAUGCACACAAAGCUUGAUCACCUACAACGUUUAUCUCAUUUCUCUUGCGUCUCUCUUAUUCAUUCUCGAAUAUAAUAUACCCGGUGGCCUUUUCGUUUUCUUCUUGCCACGGCAAGGAGCGCCCAAAGCCGACUUCAGACCCGGAACACCAAAAAGGAACCAAAUUUCUUCAAUGUCUAUAUUUUCUAUCAAAACCAAAAUGUAUUUUCUACAAGUGGGGCAGGAUCGGGACGGUAUUUUGUCUUUUUGGAUACAAAGCGUGGAGUUGGGUUUCACAUCAAACCCUGGGGGAUAGGGGAAAGAAAGCGGUCGGCGGUGUUUCUUCUGCUUUUUGUUUUAGGGAAUAACUAUCGGUAUAGGGAUUGCAUCAAUAUCGGCGCACUCGGAUCAAUGGGGAAUGGGGAUACACUUUUUGGAGUUUUUCACUGCCACGUGUUCCAAGAAGGACAUGGAGGAGCAGCGGAUCUUUUUUUGGGGGGGGGGGGGGGGGCUUUGUUGACGUGGUCUUUUUUUCCUAUCUAAUACCCCGGUGGACACUUGGAUCAAUUUUCUCUUUGCUCUGGCUCUGCCAUGUGUUGGCAGUCAGGAUCAAACAUCGACGUUGGAAAUAUGUUUACGUUUUUUUUGAGCAUCGUUUAUCGGCAAUAGAAAGGGAUGGGAAGAGAGAGAGAGAGAGGCAUGCGGUUUUUUUUGUUUCUUGCCCGAGGCAUGAUGAUACCAGUUUUUACGCUUUUGUUUCGCUGUGGUUGCCAUUACUAUUACGUUACGUUUACGUUUCUUGUGGAAAGGGGGGUUAAAAUGAAGAGAUGGAACCAUGGCGACGAGGGGAGGGAACAAAUUAUUGCUAGACACGGCUUUUGGGUCAAAAGCCCAGACACGCCGGCGUGGGGUGUUGUUUCUCGCGCAGCAAACACU